AUUGCAAAUGCAAUUCCUAUUUUAAGCCAGGCAGACCUUGAUCAGGCCAUUGAGAUUUUGGACAGAAGCCAACACCUCACAAGUUUAAGAAUACUCUUGUCUUUACCCAAUGGUGUCACCGAGAAUGCUGGACACCACAGCAUGAAAGCAAAUUCCUCAAUGUUGCCUCCCAGUAAUCCAAAGGUUGGGUCUUUCUUUGGAAUUGCCAGCAAGCCAUUUUAUGUAAGUGAUUGGAUUUUGAUUUCAUACAGUGUUCUCACCAGGCAGUGGCCCUGUGGGAUUCCCACAAGAAAAUCUGAGAUGGUGCAUAAAGAAGAAGAAGGUGCACCCUCUUGGGCGCAGGGGCAUGCUACGAGUCAAAUAGACUUUAGAACAUCUACAGUUAAGUAG
Molecule: messenger RNA, 390 nt
Organism: Porites evermanni
Lineage: Eukaryota; Metazoa; Cnidaria; Anthozoa; Scleractinia; Poritidae
Source: the annotation of a GenBank genome assembly